CUCCAGUGUUGAGCUCGAGGGCGGUCAGAAUGCUGUGCAGACUGACUCUGACUGUGACCGUGGUGUGCGUCGCUGGCAUAUGCAGCCAUGUGCAGGCUGGUGACCUGAGCGGACUGAUCAUAGGCAGGGACUACGGGGUGAAGCUGUGCGGGCGAGAGUUCAUCAGAGCCGUCAUUUUCACAUGCGGCGGGUCCCGCUGGAAAAGAGCCACGCUGUGGGACUCAGACCCAUUAAAAUGGAUUUCUGUCACUGCUGACAACCAGCAGACCUGGCAACGGGGUGAAGUGCUGACAAAUGAGCGCUCCUUUCGCCGUGUUUCUUCUUUGUACUCCCUGCUGGAACUCCUGCCCUCGUACUGGGCCUCGGGAGCUGAGCGGAGGUCACAGAGUUACCGGUCCGGUCAGCCCACAGCUGAAGGUGACACAGAGGAGAACCUCGGCGCUGACUGGGUUCUACCCAGGAAGAGGAGAAACUUUUCUCUGGGUGUGGCUGGGAUGUGCUGCCACCAGGGCUGCACCAAAACUGACAUUGGGCGGUUGUGCUGAGGCAAGGAGGAGCCUGGGUGACGACAGAGAUGAACAUUCUGCUGUUUAAUGUGCUGUAAUUAUUCAUGUUUUACUUCACAUCUCCAGACCGGUGUCUGUGACCGAACGGUCCCCUCUGCCUUCACUCCGCAUGCAUCUGAAACUGACCGAGUCUGACUCUCUACACCCAAACCGAUCAAAGGAAAUAAUGGAAUUAUUAACCAUCAG
This is a messenger RNA of Thalassophryne amazonica, 752 nucleotides long. It is a transcript of the gene rln1, whose product is annotated as relaxin 1. Gene Ontology annotation, molecular function: hormone activity. The transcript is spliced from 2 exons. The record is from RefSeq and is a predicted model, not a curated record. Bases 30 to 545 code for a protein of 171 amino acids. Gene Ontology annotation, cellular component: extracellular region. NCBI's taxonomy places the organism in Eukaryota, Metazoa, Chordata, Actinopteri, Batrachoidiformes, Batrachoididae.